Molecule: messenger RNA, 1502 nt
Organism: Pimephales promelas (fathead minnow)
Lineage: Eukaryota; Metazoa; Chordata; Actinopteri; Cypriniformes; Leuciscidae
Product: zgc:171566
Biological process (GO): tetrahydrofolylpolyglutamate metabolic process
Cellular component (GO): vacuole
Molecular function (GO): gamma-glutamyl-peptidase activity
Source: RefSeq, a predicted model, not a curated record
CAUUGGAUGGUGAAUCUUCAAGCUGAUCCUCGCGAAAGAACCAAAGAACAUACACGCCUCAAUAAUAAUUGAAACGCUGUUUGCUUAACCUGACGACUGUGGAUUAGCGGGUGCAGCUUUCGUUAUAAAGCCUGACAUCGCCAGUGCAGCUGGCAUAUUGUGUUCUUUAUUGAUAACAUCAAUGAGCUUUCGUUUAUUUCGUCCUUUGGUGUGUUACCUGAGGUGGAUGUAUCGCCAGGUGCUCGUGGUGCUCGCGGUCUUCGCCGCUAUUCAAUGCGGGGUUCCAGCAUCAUGCGCUCGUAAUUUAAAUUACAGACCAAUCAUCGGAAUUUUAGCCCAGGAAAACUUAGAGGACGACCCUCAUGCACAGGGAUCUUCCUACAUCGCUGCAUCAUAUGUGAAACACUUGGAGUCAGCUGGUGCCAGGGUUGUGCCAAUCCGCAUAAAUCAGACAGAGGAGGAGUAUGAAAAACUAUUCUACGCAAUAAAUGGUUUGUUGCUACCUGGAGGAAAUGUGGACAUUGAAAAGUCUCAGUUUACCAGAGUGUCGAAGAUUUUCUAUGAACUUGCAAUAAAGGCGAAUGAUGUUUCGGAUUAUUUUCCGAUCUGGGGAACCUGUCAGGGUUUCCAGCAGCUCACGGUCCUGACCAGCAACAAGAACCUGUUGACCUUGACCGACACCAAAGCCGUGACCCUGCCGUUGACCUUCAGCCCGGGAGCCCAAAACAGCAGGUUGUUCAAAAAAUUCCCAAAGGAUGUUCUUCAGUCUCUGGCAGAAGAAAACAUCACGUCUAAUUUCCACAGCUGGAGCCUGUCCAUGCAGAAUUACAGUGGCAAUGCCAAGCUGAAGCGUUUUUAUAGGGUCCUGACCACAAAUACAGACGGCAAGAAAGAGUUCAUUUCCACCAUGGAGGCGUCUCGAUAUCCCUUCUACGCGGUGCAGUGGCAUCCAGAGAAAAGCGCGUUCGAGUGGAUUGAUAAACCCGGUAUGGUGCACACCCCGUCAGCCAUCAAAGCCACUUUUUACGCUGCCCACUUCUUCGUUUCUGAAGCAAUGAAAAACCAUCAUCAUUUUUCUUCGCGAAGUGAAGAGGAAAAAGCUCUGAUUUACAACUAUCAGCCCGUCUUCAAUGGCCUGGACAGCAUCUUCCUACAAAACUACUACUUCGAAUAAAUGUUUAGUCAUUACACUUCAUAUUAAUCAUGGCAAGAAUUUUUGUUGAAAUUAUUUCUUUACUUGUACAGUUUGCCAAAACUUGAUGAUGGGAAUGCCGAGAUGUAUUUUGAGUUCAUGCUUUUAAAUGUUCCUAUUGAUUGUAGAUGUGAUGGAAUGUAUCAAAGCAGUUUUAUCCAAUUCAGAAGUCAUUUUAUAUAGGAUUAUGUGUCUUCUAGUAAAGUCAAACUUUGUCAUCUUUCACAUAGUUUACAAGCAUGCCAAUGCAAUGUUAAAAUGUAUUGCUUUGUAAAUUUUAGGGAAAAUAAAAUGGAUUUUUGUGUUUUAA